AGGAGACCGAUUUGGAAUACAAUUGUGAAGGAUUUAAGGGAUUUACCAAAGGACAGAAUCAUCGUUCAUCGGGACUUCCCUAUUUUACCAACUCGCUCCGCGGCAGUAAGAGGAACUUGGUUUGAGUGGUAAAUCAACAUUAAAGACAAACAUACUGGCUGAUUACGAUUUGUCAAGUGAGUUGAGAUCUCAGUCGACCAACAGCUUAAAAGCACGGUACUAAGUGUAUGAUCGGGACUUAAUUUAACAGAAUAUGAGAAUAUAAUACUAUGGUUGAAGAAUGAUUCUGAUUAAACAAGUUGAUAUUCAGUGAGUGAUUAUUAUACAUAGAAUGUAAGACGAAUAAUAGUUGAAACAGUGUAACCAGUGUUUGUGAAAUCAAGAGCAGAAGGAGAAAAACAGGAUACAGAUGUCAGGCAGUGGGGGUAAAAAGGGAAUCUGUAACCUUAUGACCUUAAGAGCAGGUCAGGACAUGUCCAAACACAUAGUUAGUGGAAAAGUACAGAGAGUGAACUAAUGUCUAAUUAUUAAUUAAUAAGUCAUGAAUGUAACACCCUUGUUGGAUAAAAGUAGUGGGGGGAUGGUCAGUCAUGAUGAUGUGUGGGAAAUAGAAUGUGUUUCGAUUUAAGAGUAUAAAAGAUGAAAUGCAGAAGUAUAUUAUGGGAUUUUCACCUCGGACACAGACUGUACUGCAUGCAACUCCCUCGCAGUAUUAUUUUGGCUUUUAAGAGUUUGGUCUGGAUUCCCCCUGCCAAGCAUUCAGAGAUCAGUUUAUCUUUCACACUUUGGAUUUCUACUUCCUGGACUUUGUACAGAGUCGAGGAGACCGAUUUGGAAUACAAUUGUGAAGGAUUUAAGGGUUUCACCAAAGGACAGAAUCAUCGUUCAUCGGGACUUCCCUAUUUUACCAACUUGCUCCGCGGCAGUAAGAGGAACUUGGUUUGGGUGUUGGGGCAUCGGCCGUGCGGCUCACUUGACGCCUGUUCUUCCCUAAAAAGGUUUUUUGGACAGUUUUGGACAUUUUCACAUGACCCCUACUUCACCUGCCUGGCUCAUAAAUAGUAAAACUAUAGGCAACCUGAAUGGUAGCUCCGACACCUGACGGGACUUAACUUCGGACCCAGCUGCUGGAAGCCUCCCUGACUAGCGGUUCCGGGGGACGUGAGGAAGUGGGGCAGACGUCAGAGUUAAGGGUGGUUAGAAGCCAGAAGAUGUUCGGCGUUGAAGCCAGAAACAUUGUGGAGGCUCUGGGUGCUGAGAAAACUCUGAUCCCCAACAAGGACCUACUGCUGAACGUGGAGCUAAUGACUCUGGUCAAAGUCAGAAAGAAGGGAUUCUUUGAAGUUCCAGAGUAUGAACCUCUGAACAUCAAACUACCACAACUGUUGAUAGAAGAGCCGGCCCUAUAUUGUGAUGAUAAAGUGCUGGUGAAGGACUUCAGGUCUGUGUCAAAGGUUAGUGGGACGGCCAGUGUUGGUGGAGGACACGGGGAUGUUGGAGCAGAAAUCUCUGGUGGUGGAGACAGACUGGACGGACUGACUGAACCUGUCAGCUUGAUGAAGAAGGAAGUUCAUGUUCUUGGGAAGAGUUUCAGCAAAUUUAACAAGAACAAAGUGAAAGAGCUGAAACCGAAGAAGACAGAAAAACUUGCUCUCGUCAACCAGAUCGUCUACAACACCGGUGACGUCCAGAUCAUCAGGGCGUCCAAGAAAGAAGGAUCUGUGUCGGCAUUCUGUGAGAAACUAUUCAGUCUGUCAUUGAAGGGCAGCAAGGAGAAGGCGACGUCCUUCACUGUUCCAGAAAAGUCCACCUUCGCCUACGGCCUCGCAGAGAUCAUGAUAGAGGAAGAUAAACUGGAGAUACCAAACGUUGGUUAUAAGAUCAGACUAUCAUCAAUAUUUCAAACAUUAUACGUAGGAACUCCCCCCCCUCAGUCUGAUCCUGAAGUCUUGGCAAUGAAAGAGUUGGAGAUGAAUCUAUCUAAAAUGCAGCCGCUGGCAGAUCUUCCUGAGUCGACCCGUCGUGAGCUGCUGAAGAAACUCUGUGACGUCCUGAAGAACCAGGACGACCUCUCUGAGCUGGAGGAGACGCUGGAUCAGUCCAUUAAAGGGACGUAUGAACGUCCUCAGAGUCAGACCAUCUCCUCCUUCCUGGACGUCCUGGACGUCUCUAACGUCUCCUCAGAUGUGAAGACGAUUGUUUACAUGCUGGUCAGCGCCUUGAACGCUCUACCUGAUGAAGUUCCAACUCUUCUGGUCACCUGUGAUGUAGAAGUUCUGGAUUUCUUCAUCUAUAAAGCCACCAACUGGAGGAACAUUCACCGAGAGGCUCCGGCCGUUGUGAAGAACGAGUUCUCCUGGAUGCUCGACUUCAUGGAGACGACCAAGAAGACAGAAGACGACGAGGACGAGGAGGACUACGAUGGGCCUGUGAUUUUUAGGUUUCCUCUGGAGAAGCUGAGGGAGAUGGUGUGUGUCGCCAUGAAGGGAAUCAAGAUCCUGAGGUCCUGAACUCAGCACGUCUGAGACGUAUGAAAAGAUGAACAGCUCAGAUAAGAAGCCGUUAACGGGUUCAUUUUAAAGACGUGUUAACAUCAUCUCACAAACACGUCAACAACAUGAUUUUAAAAAGCUAAAGAACUUUUUAUUUCACUCUUUCUUUACAAUCUGCAGUUAUGACUUAAAGGAAUCAAAACUAUCGUUAUUAAUAUUAAAUUGUCUGUUUUUGCUCCUUUCACAUUAUAAACACUGAGUUCAUCCAUGAAGCUUCAUGAUUCUACUUUUAUAUUAUUAACCAGGGGCGGUGGAGGUUUUAUUUCUGGUUUUAUUUUGUAAUUCUUUAUAUUUCAUAUCUAUAGUGCAUUAGAUCAGCUGGUGAAUGAACAGCCUGUUUCAGAUAAAUUGUUUUCAAUAAAUUCAAUAAAAGGUUUUUCUCGUC
Molecule: messenger RNA, 2937 nt
Organism: Mugil cephalus (flathead mullet)
Lineage: Eukaryota; Metazoa; Chordata; Actinopteri; Mugiliformes; Mugilidae
Exons: 12
Coding region: 1212-2510 (432 amino acids)
Biological process (GO): defense response to bacterium; pyroptotic inflammatory response
Molecular function (GO): phosphatidylinositol-4,5-bisphosphate binding; phosphatidylserine binding; phosphatidylinositol-4-phosphate binding
Source: RefSeq, a predicted model, not a curated record